Molecule: messenger RNA, 3161 nt
Organism: Talpa occidentalis (Iberian mole)
Lineage: Eukaryota; Metazoa; Chordata; Mammalia; Eulipotyphla; Talpidae
Gene: ASTE1
Product: asteroid homolog 1
Exons: 5
Coding region: 971-2995 (674 amino acids)
Molecular function (GO): nuclease activity
Source: RefSeq, a predicted model, not a curated record
CGGUGGCGCAAGGCGUGAGGGUGUUUGAAAGUUGAGCUCGAGCCUUUGUGCGCCUUUCACUCUGCAGCGCGCCUUUAGUUGAACUGCUGCGCCCUGCAGUGGCCUGGGCUUAGCUUAGGGUGAGCCCGCACGGGCCCUGCUCGCAAGAGCUUUCCAAGGCGUGAACUUGUAAGUGCUACGCAGGAGAAGGUCGAGAGCCGAGUCUGCGAUGAGUGACUCGGACACCAAAUGGAAAGGGACGCCCAAGAUUCAGUCAUCGAGAUACAUGUUAAUGCAGGAUCCCUUAAAGUCAGAAUUAAUGCUGGAAACCCAUGUUUGACAAAAAUGUCACAAUUUUAAAUAAAGAGCAUCAUUAGCAGUGCCAAGCUGAGCCAUCCUGGAGCCUGAGUCCAGGAAAAAAAAAAAAAAACAGUAAUAACUGGGUUUUUUUUUUUUUGCAGUGAGUUAAGUUAGUCUGUCUUCAAAGAUGAAGACAGACCCUGGAGGAAGUGAACUGGAGAAAUGAGUUCUGAGAGGCAUGAAGCAGAAGUUUCCUUACCCAAAACUAUGACAGUAAAGAUGCACCCAAAUUCCUAAGGUCUGAGAGCAGUUCCCAGACGCUGUCAAAAAAAGAACAUUGCCCCGACACACUUUAGUUGACUGAAGCUCAAUGCUUUCUGAUUUAUUAAUUAGGAGAUUGAGAACAUUAUUUUUUCCUAGUUUAGGGCUUUUUACUUUGACUCAACGGAAUAUUCUGCUGUAAGAUGGUAACUGCAAUAUCAAAACCCACAUAAAUUCCAUAUUAUUGUGUCAAUGAUUUUAACUGAUUUUGCUUUGGACUCACCAGGAAUCUCCACUUCCAUCCAAAGGUCAAAAUCCAUGAAACCAUUCAUUUUUUGCCUUGUAAUUCAUGGGGAAAAGCAAGAGAAUGAAAACGCACUCAGCUCACUGUUGUUGCCUGAGGAUCUAGGCAGUUCUUCAGAGCAUCAUCAUGGGUAUCCGAGGACUAAUGAGCUUUGUGGAAGAUCAUGGUGAUGAGUUCUUCACUGAUUUGAAGUUGCGAAACACAAAAAUUGUUAUCGAUGGUUAUGCUCUGUUCCACCGGCUUUGCUUCAGUUCGGGCUUGGAGCUCCAGUAUGGAGGGGACUAUGAUUCUUUUGCAGAUGUUGUGGAAAAAUUCUUUGAAUCAUUGUUUGCUUGCAAUAUAUGCCCAUACAUUGUAUUAGAUGGAGGGUGUGAUAUUUCAGAUAAAAAGCUUACAACUAUAAAGGAUCGAGCUAGAGAGAAGAUCCAAAUGGCCCAUUCCCUUUCUGUUGGUGGGGGUGGGUAUGUAUGUCCCUUGCUCAUCCGGGAAGUGUUCAUACAGGUUUUGAGCAAGCUUCGGGUGUGUUUUGUCCAGUGCUUUUCAGAAGCAGAUCGGGACAUUAUGACACUUGCUAAUCACUGGAAUUGUCCCGUGUUAUCAUCCGAUAGUGACUUUUGCAUUUUUGACCUGAAAACUGGAUUUUGCCCUUUUAAUACCUUUCAUUGGAGAAACAGGAACACUAUUAAGGGCACGCAAGACUAUUACAUCCCAGCCAAGUGCUUUUCCCUGGAUGCAUUCUGCCGACGCUUCAGCAACAUAAGUAGAGACCUACUCCCUCUGUUUGCCGUGCUUUGUGGAAAUGACUAUGUUAAUCUACCCAUCAUGGAGACUUUCUUCAGCAGAGUACGUCCUCCUCUUGGAGCUACCAGUUCUAAAGGGAGAAGACACCACCGAGUUCUGGGACUUCUGAAUUGGUUGUCUCAAUUUUCUAAUGCUGCUGAGGCACUAGAGAAUGUUCUGAAAUAUCUUCCCUCCAAAAACAGAGAAAAUGUUAAGGAACUUCUCUGCAGUUCCAUGGAAGAAUACCAGCAGUCCCAGGUGAAGCUGCAGGACUUCUUCCAGAGUGGUACUUAUGCCUGUCCGGGGGCCUUGGAUCUGGGUUUACCAGAAUGGGUGCUAGCAGCUUUGGCCAAAGGCCAGCUGUCACCUUUCAUCAGUGAUGCUCUGGUGCUAAGACGGACCUUCCUUCACACCCAGGUGGAACACAUGCAGCGCCCAAGUGCCCACAGAAUCUCGCAGCCCAUCCGGCAGGUCAUCUACGGGCUGCUUUUGAGUGCCUGUCCCUGUCAGGAGGCAUUGCCACCUCAGCCUCUAGUUUUUAGCGAAGUGGAGAGGAUUAAUAAAAAUAUCAAAACAUCGGUUGUUGCUGUAGAAUUUCCCAAGGAUCAUUUUGACGUAAGCAACUUGACAGAGCUGUCCUUGGCCAGUCGGCAAAUGCUUCUAACAGAAACUCUGAAGGUGAAACGAACUGUCCUGGACCCGAUCCCUGCUUUGUUGAAAUUGCCCAUUGCUGUCAGCUGCUACUGGUUACAGCACUCGGAGGCCAAGGCCAAGAUGCAUCAUCUCCAAGCCCUGCUGCUGGGCAUGCUGCUGGGGCCCCUGCAGGCCAUGAUCAACAGCCCUGAUAAGGAAGAGCUGCAGGAAGGUGGUGCUAAAAAGUUGUAUGAAGAGCUCCAAAGAGUGAAGCAGCAGACGCGGCCGGGCACCAGACUAGACCUAGACACAGCUCACAUCUUCUGUCAGUGGCAGAGCUGUCUGCAGAUGGGGCUCUAUCUCAACCAGCUGCUCUGUUGUCCCUUCCCAGAGCCAGACCUAACUCGAUUGUACAGUGGAAGCUUGGUGCACAGCCUGUGCCGACAGCUGCUGGCGUCAGCCUCUGUAGAAAGUCUCCUGAGCAUGUGUUCUGAGGCUCAGCACCUAUAUCAACAGCUGUUCAAUGCCACAAAGUCACAUGCCCCUGCUGAAUUAUUCCUUCCAAAGGGCAAAUCCAGUUCAAAGAAAAAAAAGCCAAAGAAACAAGGUACCAGCCAGUCAAAGAACAGAGUGGGAACUACCUCAGACACUAGGAGUUGGCAAGAAGAGAGUAAUCGAUUUGGGAUAUUAAUGGUUGAUAACCCAGAAGAUCAUACUGACAUUACAAAGCUUGAAUAAACUCAGCCUACAACCAGAUGUGUAAUUCUUACUUAAAAUUUUGUUACUACCCUUGAAUUUAACUUUUUCCUUUAGAUCUAACCUGUCAGGGGCUAAACAUUGCAAUAAUCUUUGAAUUCCAGGGUAUUCUGUAUUCUGCUUUUAAUAAAUACAACCUUAAGAGACU